AUGGUAUCUCAGAAGAAGAACAUAAUAGUGCAGUUAGUUACCACUAUAACCCUACAUAUUUACGUCAUAUAUAAGAAACUGUCCAAUAGCAAGGCGAAGUCUAUGCAGUCGCGUGGCGAUCUGCAACUGGAUUUUCUGGAACAGUGUGCAAUCGGAGAUGAGCAGAAAGUGAGAAACAUGCUUAAUGCGCACCUAGUUGAUGUCAAUUACCAACAUCCGAUUAAUGGUUGGACAGCAUUACACUGGGGAGCUCGUCGCGGUUACGAAAGGAUUUGUCAUCUUCUGUUAAGCUCUGGAUUCAGUAGAGAGAUCAAGGAUAAGAGCGGCAGGACGCCUUGGGACGUUUGCUCUAAAGAUAAUCUAACGCUGAGAGAAAUUCUUCGACCAGAAUUGGAGACGUUUGAAGAGGAAUUUUACGAAAUAAUGCCUUCGGCUGGCAAUAGGAGACGCUCAUCGGAAGCUGGAGCCGAGAAAGAAAAAUUUGUGCCGAACUACAUUCGAAAUCCUCCCUUUCCGUAUGUUACCAAAGCAUCCUCAUUCGAUUAUGGAACGAAAACACCUCCCUCACCCACAACACCUAACGGCUACUUCUCUUACGGACGACGAGAUUCCGUGAAUAGGACUCGAUUUCUUCUCGUCAGGACAUGUUGUACGAAUGGAAAGCAGGCUUUCAAACGAGUCACUUUGCCUGGAGGUUCAUCUUUAGAACAAUUAAAGAAAACUCUUGAGAAAUCCAUGCGUCGAGGGCGAGUGGAAGCGAUAAUGACUCUUCCCGACAGAGUGCUCGUUGAAGAAGAUUCGCAAAUUGCUCAAUUUUCCGAUUGUCAAAGAGUGGAGGUCAUUUAUGAUGACAAUGAGGACGCAGCGGCAAGUGAGCAGCCGGUCAAUACAAGGCCAACACCCAAGCGAAGCAUGGAAAAAGAAACCGAAGAAGUAAAGCCUCAAGAGCAUUCAAGCCCCGCACCAGAAGCUGUUGCUACUGCUGGUGGUGGUGGUGGUGGUGGAGACGACAAUUUCCCCAUCACUUUAGUGGAACAAUUUCCACGCGAUCAACCGGAUUCUAGUAACGCUGCGCAGGACGAUAGCUUGUCCCUCGAAGGCAGUAUCCCGCUAGAACCAGUUCCAAGCAUGGAUGUAACGCCUGUAGAGACUGAAGAAAAUAAUGAAGUUCAAAGUGAGGUGGAAUCUGCUCACAAAAUCUCAUUCCGGAAAAGUAUCGAUUCUGAUCCCGGAGACUUUGUUAAGAUCGAAAAAGCAGAUAAUGGCAGUUCUGACGUUGCUGCUGUCGAAAUCAAGCAACCAUCGCCUCCAAUUAUAGUUUCAUCAAGCAGUACGGACGAGGAAAAGAAAGAGCCAGAAAUUCUGAAGCCUGCGGAAGAAGUGCAGGAGAAACGGGAGGAAAAAGAGGAGAAAAAACCUGAACCGCCUAAACCACAGGAAACCAAGGAGAGAAAAGCAGGAGAAAAGGCUAAAGACAAGUCACCGACUCAUUCCCUAUUGACAUGGAUCCAUGAAAAUCCGAUCAUGGCACGUUGCUGUGCUGCUACGGCAGCAGUUGUGGGCGUGGCCGGAAUUGGCUGCUUCGUGUAUGCGAGGAGGAUCCGUUCCGGUGGUGUUUAA
Molecule: messenger RNA, 1620 nt
Organism: Necator americanus (New World hookworm)
Lineage: Eukaryota; Metazoa; Nematoda; Chromadorea; Rhabditida; Ancylostomatidae
Exons: 16
Coding region: 1-1620 (539 amino acids)
Molecular function (GO): protein binding
Source: RefSeq, a predicted model, not a curated record